Messenger RNA from Pygocentrus nattereri (red-bellied piranha), 1654 nucleotides. It is a transcript of the gene sdr42e2, whose product is annotated as short chain dehydrogenase/reductase family 42E, member 2. The record is from RefSeq and is a predicted model, not a curated record. NCBI's taxonomy places the organism in Eukaryota, Metazoa, Chordata, Actinopteri, Characiformes, Serrasalmidae. Gene Ontology annotation, molecular function: 3-beta-hydroxy-Delta5-steroid dehydrogenase (NAD+) activity. The coding region runs from base 88 to 1452 and encodes 454 amino acids. The transcript is spliced from 11 exons. Gene Ontology annotation, biological process: steroid biosynthetic process.
UUUCACAGUGGUCACCCUUUCGUUAACUGUUCACGCUCUUUGGCCUCUAGGCUACAGAGGAGGUACCUGAACCCAGCUGUGCAUUGAAUGGAGGAGAAGGGGUCCUUGUGUCAAGUGGAGCAGCUGCCCUGCGCAUGCCUGCUGGAGCUGGGUACUUACGGGCACCACACGCAGACAACCACUCGCAGCAGCUGGACGCCCGGAGCGUCGGUCAGACACAGAGCUAACGGGGCGGUGGGCGCGUGGUGCAGCAGCCCGGACUGCAGAGCUUCCAGCAGGCUGGAGGGACCCGAGCAGCCCCACAGAGGGGGCGGGAAGGUGCUGGUGACAGGGGGCGCAGGAUUUUUCGGCUUCAGACUGGGGAGGGCUCUGGCCAGGCAGGGCACCAGUGUCAUCCUGCUGGACCUUCUCAAGCCAGCCUGGGACAUCCCUGAUGGAGCUGUAUUCCUACAGGGUGAUGUACGCGACUAUGACACUCUGUAUAAAAUCUGUGCUGGAGUGGACUGUAUAUUCCACACUGCUUCGUAUGGCAUGUCGGGCCCAGAGCAGCUGAAGAAAGAAAAAGUGGAAUCUGUGAAUGUUGGUGGCACCAACAAUAUGAUAAACGUGUGUUGUGAGCGCGGUAUCUCCAGACUGGUCUACACCAGCACAGUAAAUGUGGCAUUUGCGGGGAGGCCCAUUGAGGACGGGGAUGAGGACUCCGCACCCUGCGUGCCUCUGCACAUGCAUAUAGACCACUACUCCAGAACGAAAGCUAUCGCCGACAGCAUGGUCCUAGCUGCCAACGGAAGAUCAUUAAAAGGUGGAGGUCUGCUUCGGACGUGUGUGUUACGAUCCUCUGGCAUCUACGGCCCGGAGGAGAGAAGGCAUCUACACAGGGUGAUGGUGAACGUGGAGAGGAGGUUGUUCAGUUUCAGUUUUGGGGAUCCCAAUGCCAGGAUGAAUUGGGUGCAUGUGGAUAAUCUGGUGAUGGCCCACCUGCUGGCAGCGGAGGGCCUCACGCCAGAGAAAGGCUGUGUGGCAAACGGACAGGCGUACUUCAUCAACGACGGUGAAUCUGUCAAUGUCUUUGAAUGGAUGACUCCUCUGUUUGAAAGACUCGGCUACGGUCGACCGCUGAUCCGCCUCCCGGUUUCCCUAGUGUACUCAGCAGCUGUUUUAAUGGAACGACUGCAUGUGGCUCUGAGGCCUAUAGUGGAGAUUCCUCUACUUCUCACCAGAAACGAGGUAAGAAACAUCGCUGUCAGCCUCACGUUCAGUAUCAAGAAGGCACGUCGGGAGCUGGGCUUUUCCCCAAAGAAGUACAGUUUCAUUGACUCAGUGGAUGAGUACCUGCAGAGCCGACCGGUUCGCUCCAGUUCCUCCCUGCUGGACUCACGGCCCUUCCUCUUUUUCCUGUUCAUGAUGAUGGUGGUGGGGUUAACCAUCCUGGUGCUCUGGUGGCAGCAUUAACCCGAGCACCUCAGCCCCAGGGUCCAGUUCUUCAGUACAGUGACCUCUCUGGAUCAUGUUUAGCUCUGCAGUGAGUUGUGAGGUGUAAAUAAUAUGGUGAGUCAGUGGGACUGCAAAGAGUAAUUGAAAAAGUAAACAAAACAAAAACAAAAGCACUCAUGCUCUGUAAUGUUCAUAUAAUACUUAUGAUCACUGUGACAGA